AUGAGUUUCCCCGCAGAUAUAAAAAGAUCCAAUAUAGACCUCCGGAAUGAGCAACACGAGCAGCUCUUCCCCGAUACACCAGCUCCAGCGCCCCGAAAUCAUCGAACGGCCUGGAUCUCCGGAUUCCUCUCCAUCUUCGCCCUCUACCUUCUGCUCUCUCUCCACCCCAAUACUCCAGUACCGUACCGGCCAUGUGGGAAUCAUCGUGUGCCUGCACGCAUUAAGGAUGUGGCAACGGUUAAACCUCUUGUCCCUCUAGAAGCUCAUAUUAUGAGCAAAUGCCCAGAUGCGAAGGAUUGCCUCCAGCAGCUUAUCCUUCCUGCAAUGAUGCAAAUAGUUGACAAAGUUAACUUUACGCUCUCAUAUAUUGGAACACCAACCGCAAACGACGGCGUAGAGUGCCUCCAUGGCCCCGAAGAAUGCCUAGGCAACAUAAUCGAACUCUGCGCCAACUCUCUCUACCCCGACCCAAAAAUAUACCUGGGCUUCACAAUGUGCCUAACAAAGGACUACCAUGACAUCCCCCAAAAAUCGCUCCUCGAAGACUGUGCCUUGGAACAUGGCAUCGAUUUCGAGGAAUUAAACGAAUGCGCGACGCGCGACGAUGGAGGCUUCGGUAUGGGAAUGCUACGGGAUAGCGUCCGUCGUAGCACAGAUGCCGGAGUAACAAAAUCUUGCACCGUGAGGUUGGACGAGAAGAUAUACUGCGUUCGAGAUGGUGGGCAAUGGAAAGACUGUCCAAACGGCUCAGGGGUAAAUGAUCUCGUCAUUGCAGUUCAGAAACUGUACGACUCGCCUUCUUAA
Messenger RNA from Lachnellula hyalina, 804 nucleotides. RefSeq lists its product as uncharacterized. Gene Ontology annotation, molecular function: oxidoreductase activity, acting on a sulfur group of donors, disulfide as acceptor. The record is from RefSeq and is a predicted model, not a curated record. Lineage: Eukaryota; Fungi; Ascomycota; Leotiomycetes; Helotiales; Lachnaceae. The coding region runs from base 1 to 804 and encodes 267 amino acids. The transcript has 3 exons.